Alnus glutinosa is the source of this 868-nucleotide messenger RNA. RefSeq lists its product as uncharacterized. Lineage: Eukaryota; Viridiplantae; Streptophyta; Magnoliopsida; Fagales; Betulaceae. The record is from RefSeq and is a predicted model, not a curated record. The transcript has 5 exons. The coding region runs from base 146 to 619 and encodes 157 amino acids.
GGGAGAGCGGUAUUAGGCCGAAAAUUUUUCAGACCCAAUUUGGCCGGCAAAAGAAAAAGCACGCGUCUUCUCUCCUCUUUGAUUUUUACACGCCAAGUUUCGAAUCUCCGUGUUUUCUUUCUUUCGUGUCUUCGUCCGUACAGCCAUGGCCUUCGUUUCGUUCGUCGGAAGAGUCCUCUUCGCUUCAGUGUUCAUUCUUUCUGCUUAUCAAGAGUUCAAUGAUUUUGGCGUUGAUGGUGGGCCAGCAGCAAAGUAUCUGAGACCAAAAUUCAGUGUUUUCUCGAAUCAUGUGUUGUCUCAGACUGGGUUGCAAGUGCCGGAAGUUCAAAUUCAACAGUUAGUGGCUGCUGCGUUAGCAUUGAAGGGCAUUGGAGGUCUUCUUUUCAUCUUUGGCAGCUCUCUUGGAGCUUAUCUUCUGCUUCUGCAUCAGGCAAUUACUACUCCUAUAUUGUAUGACUUCUAUAACUAUGAUGUUGAGAAGAAAGAAUAUACUCAACUUUUCCUGAAGUUUACACAGAAUUUGGCAUUGUUUGGGGCAUUGCUGUUCUUUAUAGGCAUGAAGAACUCAAUGCCGAGGCGACAAAUGAGGAAAAAGGCCCCCAAAACCAAGACACUGUGAAAGGAAACAUUCUGUAUUACGAGGGAUCAGUUCCUUGAUCUGUCCAAUUCUGCCUGAAUUUUGUUCAGGAACUAGUUUUGUAUGCUUAUAUCAUUGCUUCUCUUUCAAAAAUUUAGGGUAAUUAAUUUGGGUUAAAGAAGGAAUUUCAGCUUGUUUUGAGGGUGUGAUGUUUCGUACUGUGUCAAUUUAUUGACAUUCAAUUGAGGUUUAGAAAAAUUUGAAAUCUAUGGAUAUCAGAUCUUUUCAUUC